UUUCGUAUGAUUACAUAUGGCGUCUUUUUAGUUCGGAGUAUAGUUUAAUUUUGACGUCGACCGGCUUGAAAAGAGUGCGACGGUGUAAUUUUUUAUUAAAAUGUCAAAUUCCAAUGAAUUUUCUGACUGGCAAGAAUCAGUCCUAUUCGAAGAUGAUGUAUAUGAUCAGUUGCGCAAGGAAAUCAUGGAUAACAAUCUACCUUUAUUAACAAAAGAAAUAAUGGAAGAUAUGCCAGAAGAAAAAUAUAAUGUACGCAAUUAUUCAAAUCAAGAAAAUCCAUUAGAAGAGCAAGAUCAAGAACAGUUUUAUCCAAGACCUGAAGCCAUCCCUACAAAGGAAGAAUUUCCUGGACAUCUGAAUUUUCAACUACUUUUACCAAAUCAGAAUGCACCAAAACAUUGGGUGUACUCACAAAAUCUUCAAAAAGUAUUUAUCAAUAUGGAACAAACACUGCCUUUACGAUUCAAAUGGGAUCCACCUUUGGAUGGCUUAUAUUUGCGCACAUCCAUGGUAUUUAGUUUGGAUCAAUACAGAAAUGAUCCAGUACAAAGAUGCCAUAAUCAUAUGGCACAAUCAAAUCGUAGCAAUCAAGACAUAGAUCCCAGGAUAAUUAAGCACGUUGUUCGUUGUACAGAUCCAUUAAGUAUGUACGAAGAAAAUAACGAACAUUUAUCUAUAGUUACACCGUUGCGUACGCCACAAGUCGGUUCGCAAUAUGUACAAAUGUAUUUUAAAUUCUUUUGUAAAAAUAGUUGUACAUCGGGCAUGAAUCGUAGACCUACAGAGCUUGUAUUUACGUUAGAAGAUCAUAUGUACAAGGUUAUUGGGCGCCGUAGAUUAUUGGUUAGAGUCUGUAGUUGUCCAAAGAGAGAUAAAGAAAAAGAGGAAGCUGAAGUUAUGAAUACUUUACCUAAUUCAAAAAAAAGAAAACUUUCAGCUUCUCAAAAUAAAAAAGUUAUGUUACCGUCAUACGAUACGCAUGUUUAUAAUGUUCAAUUAAAUAUUGUUGGCAAAGAAAAUUAUUUGGCGGUAAUGAAAUAUGCGUAUGAUGUUAUGGCCGGCCAAGCAUCGCGAACAGGACAAUUCGAAUUUUUUAAACCUUACAUGGAUGACAUAUUACAUAAAAUGCCGUAAUUUUUUUAAUUAGAAUAUACAUUUGUUAUUAUUAAUUGAACAUUCCACAGAUUUUAAUAAAAAAGAAAAAAAAAGAAAACAAAAAAGAAAAUAGUAAAAAAAAGAAAGAAAAGAAAAAGGAAAAAAAAAAGAACCAUGAAUAAGUUGUUAUAAUUUUAAUCAUUGUUACGAUCAUAAGAUAUUCUAAACGUCUUGUAAUAAAAUUUUUAUGUAAGAA
Messenger RNA from Vespa crabro (European hornet), 1352 nucleotides. RefSeq names its product cellular tumor antigen p53 (gene p53). Gene Ontology annotation, biological process: apoptotic process; regulation of transcription by RNA polymerase II. Gene Ontology annotation, cellular component: nucleus. Gene Ontology annotation, molecular function: RNA polymerase II cis-regulatory region sequence-specific DNA binding; DNA-binding transcription factor activity, RNA polymerase II-specific. The transcript is spliced from 3 exons. Bases 101 to 1135 code for a protein of 344 amino acids. Lineage: Eukaryota; Metazoa; Arthropoda; Insecta; Hymenoptera; Vespidae. The record is from RefSeq and is a predicted model, not a curated record.